Molecule: messenger RNA, 3515 nt
Organism: Mercenaria mercenaria
Lineage: Eukaryota; Metazoa; Mollusca; Bivalvia; Venerida; Veneridae
Exons: 11
Coding region: 133-2178 (681 amino acids)
Source: RefSeq, a predicted model, not a curated record
UGCGAUUCUGAAAUGAAUACGUUGUUAGUUACAGUGUUACUCUAAAAUAUAUGAUCUGAACAUUGAUUUGUCAGUCUGAUAGUUGUAGUGUUGUUUAAGAACAUAGAAAUAUUAUUUUCUUUAACGGACAGAAUGGUUGUUUCUUUGUUGCCGUUGCUGAGUAUGGUGAUAACUACAUCACGUGCCACCUCACAAUGUCAAUCAAGCAUAGAAGGACGAGAAUUCAUCUUUGGAAUUAUACAGACAGCGAGGAAUAGUUACUACAACACAAACCCUAAAAGCAAUGACACCAACGACUUACAUAUAAUUAACGCUUCGCCCAAUCAUAAUAGGAUUCAUCUACAAAUACCGUACUUCAAUAUAGAUACAUAUCACGACAUACCACCUGAUCAGAGUAAAACUGUAAAUAUAAAUCCCAGUAUACAAAAAUCUGGUACUUUCCAUAGCAAAAGGGGAAUACGUAUAACAUCGGAUCAUGAUAUAUCAGUCCUAGUUACAUGCGUGAAAUCGGGAUUGAAUGAGUCCGCCGCUGUCGAAUCGUAUAAUGUGUUCCCGACAAGAAGUACAGGGAGGCACUAUUUCAUUUCUUCAGGGACACAAAGGAACUAUAGGUGGUCUAUUUCAAAUACGGUUCUAGUAACAAGUAACGUUGACAAUAAUCUUGUAACAUUUUAUAACACCUCAACCGGUCGCAUGAACUCCACAGUAAUUGGUAAGUUUGAUGUUUAUCAGUAUCACAGCAAUUACGAACAGUUUACUGGCCUUCUUAUCGAAGCUGAACGUGAUAUCACGGUGAUAGUUGGAGUAGAAAGGCAUAAUGGCUACUAUGGCUACUACGGGGAUAACGUGUUCAGAGCUAGAACAAUAUCCAUGAUUCCAACCAAAUAUUGGGCGAAUAGCUAUAUAGUACCCCAAACGAGACAUGCUGACGCAGCUUCGCUCAUAAUAAGGUCUGAAUAUGUUUCGCUUCGAGUCAAUAUAAGUACAAAUACCCAUUCAUCACUGUCUAUGAAUAAAAACCAAUCAUUUGUAAAUACCUCCGUGGUUUUAACAGCCGAAAAACCAUUCUCCAUUUCGCAAAAUAGUUUCAGUUCCUACCACAACAAUACCAAUGAUGAUUUUAUGGUUCUGGUGCCGGGAGUGGAUCAAUACAUCAAUGACUACCGCUUUACUGUUCCACAUCUUUACUCAAAUAUAACGCAGCUGCAUCUACGUACCAAGAAUUAUAUAGCAAUCAUUGUUCCAACAACGUUCAAAGACGACGUGCUCAUAGACGGCGUGCCUGUGCAAUAUACGGGAGACUCGAGAACGAAAAAACAGUUUCCCGUCCCGUCACCGUUUAGUAAUUACACAGUUUUGUCAUUUGAAAUAAGUGAAGGUUAUCAUAGAGUUCGUCAUCGUUUGUCACAUGUGAAGUUUGGACUGCUUGUUUAUGGCUUGGGAACAAUAAAUGAUUACUGGUAUAGCGGUAAAGAAAACAACAGCAACAGUUACGGAUUCUAUGCUGGUUUCAAUUUACAAGGCGGCCAGUGUGAGUACCCUGGUACUGAACCAACAACUUAUUCAGUACCCCAUGGCUAUACAAGCUCAACCGGUACUAAAGGUCCCUAUCAAAACAACGUUACAAUGUGCUACGGCUGUGAAGAUCUUGGAAGGAUUGACCUGUGUGACACUGUCAAAACAUGUCAUGUGAAAGAGGUGUGCUUUGUGGAAAGACAGAACAAAUCAGGACGAAUGGUUUACAGAUCUGGAUGCUUAGCUGCCGAUGUAUGCACGAGUGAGCACCUAGAGUCUCUGUCUAAGGGCAACUUCUGUGUGGAAUGUUGCAGUGGCAGCUUUUGCAACAACAAAGGGUGUGGAAGUACAGGGCUUCUAAACCGUGAUCAAAGAGGUCCAGUAUGCUUCGAUUGUCAACACGUGUCGUCACCUGAACUUUGUACCUCUGUGACGUUGUGCUCACUUCAUCAGGUAUGUCGUAUAGAAAAGCUGGCAUGGGGUGAAGGCUAUCAUUACAAGAUGGGAUGUGCAAACAGUCUCUGCGAUCCUCUGACGAGAAGUCUUCAUCAUCUGUCAAAAAGAGCAACACCAGUCUGCCAUUCUUGUUGCAAUGAUGAUUACUGCAAUAAGAACUGUACCAGAACUACUAACGGAGCUGAUGGAUCUGUUUUAGUUGGCUGAAUUUGAAAGCUAACAGACAAAACUGACAGAAAUUGACGCGUUGCAUUUUGCGUCAUUUGUAAAUAAAAUAUAUGUUUGAUUGUUUAAGUGAAAACAGACUAUGUUUGACAUUAACGUAUAUAACAAGACAUUGUACAUUUUGUAUUUCCAACUUUUUUCUUAACUGAUAAAGCGGAUUAAAACUUACAUUGCAAAAAGAAGAAAAAUUGAAUGAACAUAUUUAUCUGGUAAUUCAAUAUAGAUAUAACUGUAUUGUUCUAAUAAACAUUAUAAUAUUGAGCCAUGUCAUGGGAAAACCAACAUAGUGGGUUUGCGACCAGCAUGGAUCCGCGCAGUCUGGCCAGGAUCCAUGCUUUUCGCUUUCAAAGACUAUUGGAAUCGGAGAAACUCUUAGCGAACAGGAAUAGGUGCUGAUAUUGCACGACGCCCGUACUGCUUCUAUGCAGAGGCUGCGCGGAGAAGAUAUCUUAGAAAUUCUGUGGGUCAGUCCGUUCAUCAUCGCCCGAAUUAUGGGUGGCUCGAUUUUGAGGUAAGCUUUGAAAUUUACAUGCGGUUCCCGCAUCAACUCCUGUAUCAAGGUGCCGUUGUGUCCCAGGGUGACCUGUCUCAGCAGCCACGGUUUCACGCACACCGUCCUCUUCCUGUGCCUCUGUCGAGCCUGCUGCUUAUCACGGACGACAAGAUUUCACGGGUUUCACACGGACAGCAAGCAGCAACCUUGCACCAGUUGUGCGAGGGCCGAGCGAGGGGCCCAUGAAACUACAAUCUCAGUACAAAUUAUUUUGGGCACCAUGUUUACGGAAGUCGUGCGUUGGCUGCACGAUAAGCGCGCGGACUCUUUAAUAUUUGUUUCAGAUUUGUAUAACUUUUCAUUAAACAAAAUCGUAGAAGCUGCGGAGCUCGUGAAUCCGUACGAAAAUUGCACUGCCGCUUCCUGCACGGAAAGGAGGAUACGGGUAGUCUACGGUCUCCGCAGACGCAUCGCAGGCCAAAUGUGAACUAGGCAUUACUAUUCUCUAGUGUGUAUAUGUACAUAUAAUUAUUCAUUGUAUCGUAGAAUAUGAUUUUUAGAAAGUUUAUGCGAAAAUGAUUAUGCAUAGCUAUAUACUUUUUACAAUAUUGGAAUGAAAUGUAUAAAAUGACAGUGUAAGUUUACAUUAAUUUUCUAAUAAAUGGUACAAUGUAAAAAUUGUUUCAUAAACAACAAUGACCUUUAUUCUAUUCACAUCACAUCUGUCAAAUAUUUAAAAAAAAAAUGUUAUAUCUUUCUGCAUGUUACUCUUGUAUUAUUAUUAUUAUCUCUUCACUGAGUACAAAUAAAUUUACUGAACUUACAA